AAUCUGCGCUACAGGUUCUGCACCACACAUACGCGAUGAACUCUGUGGAGAUCUGGGACGGCGCGCCCGCAGCCCUGUCAGAACGGGAGGUGCUAUCAGACCCCCCGGAUCUGUACACCAAUCUGAGCCUCCUCAACUCCUCCGUCCACAGCAACAGCAACAGCACCAACCUGACCAGCAUCACCUACUACCCGUACUACCAGCACUCGCUGCCCGUGGCCGCCAGCCUGACCCUGGCUUAUCUGUUCAUAUUCCUGCUGUGCAUGGUGGGAAACGGCCUGGUGUGUCUGAUCGUCCUGGAGAACCGGCGCAUGAGGACGGUCACCAACCUGUUCAUUCUCAACCUGGCUGUGAGCGACCUUCUGGUGGGGGUUUUCUGCGUCCCCACCACACUGGUGGAUAAUCUUAUUACAGGUUGGCCUUUCACCAACACGGUGUGUAAGAUGAGCGGCCUGGUGCAGGGCAUGUCGGUGUCGGCGUCUGUCUUCACGCUGGUCGCCAUCGCCGUUGACAGGUUUCGAUGCAUCGUGUACCCGUUCCAGCCCAAACUCACCUUGCUGGUCGCCAAGGUGACCAUCGUGAUGAUCUGGGUGCUGGCGCUGGUGAUCAUGUGCCCCUCGGCGGUGAUGCUGACCGUGGAGCAGGUCAAGCAUCACUACAUGGUCCACAACCUGGACUACAACCACACGUACCCGCUCCUGUCCUGCUACGAGGACUGGGCCGACCCCCAGAUGAGGAAGGUGUACACCACGGUGCUGUUCGCCAACAUCUACCUCGUCCCGCUCACGCUCAUCACGCUGAUGUACGGCCGCAUCGGGAUCAAGCUCUACACCACGCCCGUCAUCUCCGGGAACGACCAGCAGGACGGCGGGGGGGCUCAGCACGAAGGCCGGCCGCUCAUCUCGCACAAGAAGAUCAAGGUGAUCAAGAUGCUGAUCGUGGUGGCGCUCCUGUUCACGCUCUCCUGGCUCCCUCUGUGGACCCUCAUGCUCCUGACGGACUACGGGGCCAUGGACAAGGACCAGCUGGAGCUGCUCUCCGGGUACGUCUUUCCCUUCGCGCACUGGCUGGCCUUCUCCAACUCCAGCGUCAACCCCAUUAUCUACGGGUACUACAACGAGAACUUCAAGCGAGGCUUCCAGGCGGUGUGCAGGACGCACUCGUGCUGCUGCUGCUUCUGUUGCUGGUUGUUUCCCGUGGGCAAACGGAGGGUCCACAGACCGGGCAGGGACGACAGGAACCAGCUGGCCAUCAACACAAACGCUUUACCGUUUGGAGCCAGAAACCGGGUGUACACCGACGGGAACCUGAAGAAGCACAGGAGUGGCACGAACGAGGAGCAGAAGAGGGGCGGAGGCAGGGUGAGCAGUUCCGUCAGCCUGGACGACGCCAGGUCCGAGGUGGCGCUGGAGAACAAAGGCGUGGCACUUCAAAAGGGACUGCAAAUGGAGGACCUGGAGAAGAUCAGCCCCAUCGGUGUGACUGUGAGUCAAGCUUGGGACCAGUAG
Messenger RNA from Trichomycterus rosablanca, 1508 nucleotides. RefSeq names its product neuropeptide FF receptor 1 like 2 (gene npffr1l2). Bases 36 to 1508 code for a protein of 490 amino acids. The record is from RefSeq and is a predicted model, not a curated record. Gene Ontology annotation, cellular component: plasma membrane. The transcript is spliced from 4 exons. Gene Ontology annotation, biological process: cellular response to hormone stimulus; G protein-coupled receptor signaling pathway. Gene Ontology annotation, molecular function: neuropeptide receptor activity; peptide binding. Lineage: Eukaryota; Metazoa; Chordata; Actinopteri; Siluriformes; Trichomycteridae.